Molecule: messenger RNA, 948 nt
Organism: Trematosphaeria pertusa
Lineage: Eukaryota; Fungi; Ascomycota; Dothideomycetes; Pleosporales; Trematosphaeriaceae
Exons: 1
Coding region: 1-948 (315 amino acids)
Source: RefSeq, a predicted model, not a curated record
AUGUCCUCCCAAACCCCCGAUGAGAUUUGCGCAGAGAUCGCCCAAAACUGGAGUUUGCAGGACGCUGCGGAUGCGCUACCAGGCCGACUGCAGCCGUCCAGAACGAAAGAUGCAACCGCAUGGCCACUUAGCCUACUUGAAAACCUUCAAGAGCUUUCCCGCCUCGCGCCAGAUAAGUUGAAGGAAGUGCAAAUCAAGUUGGGCGACCGGAUAGAUUUCCGACGUGCGCAUCGGACCAGCAGAGAACAAUGGGUGAUAGCCUCCGAUAUUCCGCAUGUCAUUAGGCAGUAUCGACCUCCACAGCCUCGAUUGCGGGACAAUGCAGCAUUGCUGAUAGCAGAUCCGGCCGCUGUACGUCGUUCAGGUCGCCUUGCUAAGAAGAACAAUCCCGAUUCGUCGGUGGGGCCCGUUCCACUCGCUCAGGCUCCGUCAGGUCCGCAUGGCAGUUCUCGAAAGCGCAGACGAGGGGAAGAGGACGAAAGCCAUGUCGAUGCAUCGAGUCCCCGUAAGCGAACACGCAAACAACAUAAAGCGGCCGUCGACACUCCAGACUACCCGAGCAAUGACGCAAGUACGGGCAUGGAAAACGGCAAUGAAGUAACCGGAGUUCGAAGAAGCGACGCAGACGAUGCUCCCGAAGCAGACCAAGACCUCACGCCAGAUGAUUCGCUCUCACAGGCCGGACCGGGGACCGUCGACCAGAUAGCGGAGGGGAUCAGCGUCCUAAGCUUCGGGAAACGGUAUCCCAUCCCGGCGAAUGCAACGAUUGAUGAGGAAAUCGAGCUGUUGGAGAUUCAACAGAAGAUGGAGCGCGAUCAUGCAGCGGCACGUGAUGGGAAACUCGAAUACAAGAUUAAAGUCGCUCGUAUUCGGAAGAGACUGCUUGAGGAGCCUACCAGCGCUGGCGUAAAGGGUGUGAAUGGCGACCCAUUGCGAAAGUGUGUUUAG